UCAUUCUCAAGGGUGCGAUUAGAACCAAUAAAAAGUUUCCUGGUGAAGACAACAUAGCUGACCGGAAUAUUUUGCAGAGAAGAGCUAAACUUUCAUUGACCUCUCUAGAGGCGCUUCAAGAACAAAGCAACUUUGAUAUUUCUUAUUGAUAUUCAGUUACUGAAGAAUUAUCUUCUUGUUGUUGUGAUCAGAUCAAAUCUUUUUUCUCUCAGUGUGUUGUGUUCUUGAGUUUGUGCUUUACGUGAAUCUAAAUCUAUCCCAGUUGUAUCAGCACUGGAAAUGUCGAAAUCAUCAUCUUCAAAGUUUGUUUUGAGCAACUUUUAUCACUACAUUUUAUCAAAACCCCAUCAAUUUUCAACCCCAAAUGUUGGUAUAUCUCAUUUCCUUUCUAAUCAUUCCAAGAUUAUCCAAAAACCUGCUGUUAAUCAAUGGGUUUCGAAUACACAGAGAACCCAUUUUUCGUCUUCCCCAUUUCCGCGGGUUUUGCAAAACCCUAGUAAGAAGUUAGACCCAGAUGGUAGUUUCUUGUGGAAUAGGAAAUUACUAGGGUUUAGGUACUUUUCGUUGAAGAGUUCCGGAUUGGGUUUGGGGAAAAAUGUAUUGAAGAAUCCGGUUGAAGCUGCCAAGAAAACAACUUUGCGAUACAAGGGUGCGGUGGGUUUGCAAAUGGAGGCAUUUUGGAAGAGGAAUUCGAUGGUGUUAUUUGGUGCAGCGGGUAUUAUGGUGUGCAUUUUGCUUUGGAGGAUUCUAUUUGGAAUUGCUACUACUUUUAUUGGAUUGUCUGAAGGCAUGGCCAAGUAUGGCUUCCUUGCUCUUUCCUCCGCCAUUGUCGCUUUUGCUGGCUUGUAUCUCCGCUCAAGAUUUACCAUCAACCCUGAUAAGGUGUACAGAAUGGCAAUGAGAAGACUUAAUACAGAGGCUGGAAUUCUUGAGGUUAUGGGUGCUCCACUCUCGGGAACAGACUUAAGAGCAUAUGUGAUGUCAGGAGGUGGUGUUACCCUUAAGAACUUCAAGCCACGGUUUAGGGGCAAAAGAUGUUUUCUGAUUUUCCCUAUACGAGGCUCUGAGAGGAAAGGUUUAGUAAGUGUCGAAGUCAAGAAUAAGCAAGGCCAGUAUGAUAUGAAAUUAUUGGCAGUAGAUAUACCAAUGGCCGCAGGACCUGACCAACGCCUAUACCUGAUUGGUGAUGAAGAAGAAUACAGGGUUGGUGGUGGUCUUAUUGCUGAGCUAAGGGAUCCUGUUGUUAAAGCAAUGGCAGCAACUAAAGAGUUUGAAGAACGGGAUGAUUUGGAGGAUGAGGAGGAUGCUGAAAGAGAGCUCCAAGAAGCGGAGAGAAAGCACCAGGAAGAAAUUGAAAAGCUUGAAAAGGGUGAUUCAAGAUGAUUAAGCUGAACUUUUUUUGUAUCCUUGGUUUUACAUUCACGUUCUUUACAUUAGAUAGAGCAUCCAAAGACUAACAAUGUUCCAACUGUUGAUUUUGCAAGUUCCCCUUACUUCUCAGUGAAUUAACAGAACUAUAUGGCAUGCAGAGGCAGGAAAAAUAGAUGAUCAUACACUCCGAAUUUUCUGUAAUAGUUUGUCGUUGGCCAAUAAGUAUGAAAUCGGUACAUGCUUUAUUUCAUCAUUCAGCCUUGAGGGCCUCCUGCUGGUUGAAAUGAAUUACCACUACUCAGUGUGAUUAUUCUCUUAAUACUUUCACUGAGGGAAAGAUUGUUCUUUAGUACAUUGAGGGAUAUAUAAUGCAUAAGCAAACAGUUUAAGUUGCAAUUUGCAUAGUCCAAUGUUUUUAUUGUAUUUAGAAUAGCCAACAAAUGUUUACAUUGAAUUUCAUGAA
This is a messenger RNA of Solanum lycopersicum (tomato), 1834 nucleotides long. RefSeq lists its product as uncharacterized. The record is from RefSeq and is a predicted model, not a curated record. Lineage: Eukaryota; Viridiplantae; Streptophyta; Magnoliopsida; Solanales; Solanaceae. Gene Ontology annotation, cellular component: intracellular membrane-bounded organelle.